Phytophthora nicotianae INRA-310 is the source of this 1719-nucleotide messenger RNA. RefSeq lists its product as hypothetical. The record is from RefSeq and is a predicted model, not a curated record. The transcript has 5 exons. Gene Ontology annotation, biological process: purine ribonucleoside salvage. Lineage: Eukaryota; Oomycota; Peronosporomycetes; Peronosporales; Peronosporaceae. Gene Ontology annotation, molecular function: adenosine kinase activity. Gene Ontology annotation, cellular component: nucleus; cytosol. The coding region runs from base 640 to 1620 and encodes 326 amino acids.
ACAUCAGGAACCAAAGUGAGGAGCCCUCCGUCCACGUGGUACUCUCCUCGAAACACCGAUGUGCCUCGCCUGGCCAAGUACCAAGGGAUAUAGCACGAAGCAAUUAAUGCAUCGCAAAGAUCGUCCGUUGAGUGGAAGUCGUCCGUCAGUACCAUCACUCUUGCAGGCCACAUCUUCUCUGUAGCAAUAGUGAGUCGCUGAGCAAGUGUCUCCACAGGAAGGUCGCCGAAUUUAGUGUGGAAGAUAGCGCGUAGUCGCUCCUCGAGCUUCCAAAUGGUGCCAUGGCUGUGACAAAGUCUGGCCAUGGCCUUGGUCUCCUCGUGGAUGUCGCUCAUACUCGCGUUAGCGGCUAGACUUAGUGCAGCGAUUGCACCUCCCGAAGCUCCGGCAAAUUUGGAGCUUUCCUGGAUGUAGCCAGCAUCCUGCAGCCCCUGAGCCACGCCCAAGUGGUAUGGGAUCAAGAACCCGCAGCCGCUGAAGCUGAAGCUGCGUGCAGUCGGAGUUGCAGCAGCCGAGAAGCCCCGCGCGAGACACCGAGCAAGUCGCAUUCCUGUCUGACACUGUAAAAUAUGCCAGAAGUUAUGUCGUAGUAGCGAGGUGAGUUAUUAAAAAUAUUAGUGACAUAGUGUAGCUUUUGCGAUGAAAGUGAAGUUUGCGGUGCUUGGGGAUGCGUUCGUGGACGUCGUUGCGGGAACACUGGCGCCCGACCAGUUACCCCAGUGGGGCAGCGAUGUGGAAUGCUCGCGGCCCAUCGAGCUGCAGCCCGGUGGCUCAGCGCUCAACACUGCAACGCAUCUGGCCAACCUCAGCGUCCGCAACCCCCACCACGAGCUGGAAGUAGCGCUGCACACGGCCGUCGGGAACGACUCGUUCGCGAAUGUGUUGAAGACGCAUUUAGCCGACCGCAACGUGACACUGAGCUCUCCGAUGCUUGAUAACGUCCCCACGGGCGUUUGCAUUGUUCUUAGUGGAGCGAACGACCGUAGUUUCAUCACGCACUACGGAGCCGCUCACAGGCUCAAUAUUGAGCAUAUUGACGAGAAAAUGGUACUCUCGGCGGACCAUUUGCACAUUGGAGGGUAUUACAGCUGUGCCAGUCUCCGAGCGAAAAUGAAACCUCUGCUGCAGAAAGCGAAGGAAAACGGAAUCACCACUUCGCUCGACAUAAAUUACGACUCGACGGAGAAAUGGGACGGCCUCGAUGAGCUGUUCCCGCUGAUAGACAUAUUUUUGCCUAAUGAGAUCGAAGCCAUGAAAAUCUCUCGCACGGACUCAGUGAGCGCAGCGAUGGCGCACUUUACAGAACGGAUCAAUGGGGUGACGGUCAUUAAGGUUGGCGCUGGCGGAGCUAUCGCGUAUUGCUCCAAGACACAGCAGCAAUGGAAGCAAGGCAGUUUUCCUACGGAUGUCGUGGAUGUCACAGGUGCUGGCGACUCAUUUAACUCCGGUUUUCUUUUCGCCUGGAAAACCAAUGAUGGAGAUGUGGGUGAUGCGUUGCGGUGGGGCUGUGGAACUGCUUCGCGAACGGUUGCCGCUCUCGGAGCGUGCUCGUUCCCUCUCACAUACGAGGACGUGCAGAGUAUGGUGGCUGUUGAUAAUGCGAGAAUAUCCUCGAAGUAGGAGAUAUAAGGUAAGGAUGCAAUGAUAAGUAUACAUGAAAUGAAGAGAACUUGAAAGCGAUGAGUUAGAGUCACCACGCCGGUGACGGUUAGGCUGCAC